This is a messenger RNA of Cynara cardunculus var. scolymus (artichoke), 1950 nucleotides long. Its product is annotated as pentatricopeptide repeat-containing protein At2g03880, mitochondrial-like. The coding region runs from base 1 to 1884 and encodes 627 amino acids. Gene Ontology annotation, molecular function: protein binding; RNA binding; zinc ion binding. Gene Ontology annotation, biological process: RNA modification. The transcript has a single exon. The record is from RefSeq and is a predicted model, not a curated record. NCBI's taxonomy places the organism in Eukaryota, Viridiplantae, Streptophyta, Magnoliopsida, Asterales, Asteraceae.
AUGUUCAAACUCAGAAAUCAAAGAUUGAUUACUGCAUUUAUAUCUAUUGAAUCCCAAACUUUCUGCUCUGUUGCUUCUCCCUUAUCAGUUCUUGAUGAUGGCCAAUCCCAUGAACACAACACCCCAAUUCUCAGUACCCAAGUUCAAGAAUCAUCAUUUCUGGACCCAAGAUUCUACCUUUCUGCCCUAAUUAACUGUAAAAAUCUGCAACAGAUUAAAUCCCUUCACACCCAAUUGUAUGAUGAUGGCUUGCUCAAUGAUCUUUAUAUACUUAACAAGCUUUUGUACAUGUAUGUACGUUACAAUGGAGUGGAUGAUGCCUAUAACCUAUUCGAUAAAAUGCCUGAAAGAAACCCGGUUUCUUGGAGUGUUAUGAUUGGUGGAUUUGCUAAGGCUGGGAAUUAUAAGAAAUGUUUUGAGACAUUUAGGGAAUAUAUCAGGUCUGGGGAACAGCCAGAUGUUUACACCUUGCCCUCUGUGGUAAGAGUUUGUAGGGAUAGAUUGGAUCUCAAAAUGGGGAGAUUGGUUCAUCAAAUUGUGCAUAAAUUUGGAUUGAACAUGAACACUUUUAUUUGUGCAGCGAUUGUCGACAUGUAUGCAAAAUGUGGGGUCAUCGAUGAUGCAAGAAAGCUAUUCAAUAUGAUGACGAAAAGAGAUAUUACGACCUGGACCGUCAUGAUCGGUGCCUACACUGCUUGUGGGAAUGCUAGCGAAUCAUUAGUUUUGUUUGAUCAGAUGCAAGAAGUUGGUAUUGUGCCCGAUAAGAUUUCCAUGGUGACAGUAGUAAAUGCUUGUGCAAAAUUAGGCGCUAUGCAUAAGGCUAAACAUGUGCACGAUCUUAUAAGGAGACAAUACCGCUCAUUAGACGUGAUUCUUGGAACUGCAAUGAUUGAUAUGUAUGCAAAAUGUGGAAAUCUUGAAUCUGCUCGAGAGAUAUUCAAUGGGAUGAAAGAAAAGAAUGUUAUUUCUUGGAGCACGAUGAUUGCAGCUUAUGGGUAUCACGGGAAAGGUCAAAAAGCACUCGAAUUGUUCCCUAUGAUGUCAAAAACUGGAAUCACACCAAACAAAAUCACCUUUGUUUCGCUUCUUUAUGCUUGUAGUCACUCCGGUUUGGUUGAAGAAGGCCUUCAGGUUUUCUCGCAGAUGCAAGAAAAAUACUUCAUAAAACCGGAUGUGAAGCACUAUACGUGCAUGGUUGAUCUCUUGGGCCGAGCUGGAAGACUCCAUCAAGCAUUCAAUUUGAUUGAAAAUAUGACAGCCGAGAAAGACGAAGGUCUAUGGAGUGCGUUACUCGGAGCCUGUAAAAUCUAUAAUCACGUAGAAAUGGCACAAAAAGCAGCCGAAUCUCUUCUUGAAAUCCAGCCUCACAAUGCCAGUCACUACGUGUCACUUUCUAACAUUUACGCCAAAGCCGGGAAGUGGGAAAAUGUGGCCAAGAUUCGGACACAAAUGGUUAGCCAAAACUUGAAAAAGACCCCUGGUUGGACAUGGGUUGAAGCACGCAACGAUUUCCACAGAUUUUGCAGUGGUGAUCACACACAUAGUGAAUCGAAGGCGAUCUACGAGAAACUUGAUAGUUUGAUACAGAAGUUGGAGUUGUGUGGUUAUGUUCCUGAUACAAAUUUUGUGUUGCAUGAUGUUAAUGAGGAGCUUAAACUGGGAAGCUUGUAUGCACACAGUGAAAAGCUUGCAAUUGCAUAUGGGAUUAUCAGUACACCAGAGAAAAGUCCAAUCCGUAUGACGAAGAAUCUCCGGGUUUGCGGUGAUUGUCAUACGUUUAUCAAAUUUGUAUCGACUGUCGAGAAAAGGGAAAUAAUUGUCCGGGAUGCAAAGCGGUUUCAUCAUGUUAGUGAAGGUGUUUGUUCGUGUGGCGACUAUUGGUAAGCCGUUAGAUAUGAAGUAUUAUCGAGACUAGAGAUGCAUAAGAACCGGCACCGAAAGUUGUAAUAA